AUGUCUGCUGACGUCUGGGUGGGAACAUGGAGACCCCACCGGCCCAGAGGGCCCAUCGCUGCUCUCUACAGCAGUCCCGGGCCCAAGUACGGGCUCCCCACAAACGUAGGUUACCCCCUUCACGACCCCUCCCGCUACCGAGCCCCUGCGUACAGCUUCGGCAUCCGCCGCCUCCAUCUGCAGGAUGAGUGCUCCCCGGGGCCCAAGUACAUGGUGCCAGCCAAGAUGACCAUGAAGGGCAAAGAUGGUAACCCUGCCUACUCCAUCUAUGGCCGUCCCAGGGAUCUGAUGCCCUUCCUGACCCCCGGGCCAG
Messenger RNA from Terrapene triunguis (Three-toed box turtle), 313 nucleotides. RefSeq names its product outer dense fiber protein 3-like. Gene Ontology annotation, cellular component: cytoskeleton. The annotation marks the transcript as partial. The transcript has 2 exons. The record is from RefSeq and is a predicted model, not a curated record. Lineage: Eukaryota; Metazoa; Chordata; Testudines; Emydidae.